This is a messenger RNA of Phytomonas sp. EM1, 696 nucleotides long. NCBI's taxonomy places the organism in Eukaryota, Euglenozoa, Kinetoplastea, Trypanosomatida, Trypanosomatidae. The record is from the annotation of a GenBank genome assembly.
AUGUCUUACCCACCUCAACAGCCUCCCUACAGUGCGUACCCGCCUGACCAAUGCCCCCCCCAACCCCCUCCAAAAGCUCCUGGGUACCCUCCCGCCGUGUACCCGAACCAACCUCCCCUAUGUAUCGGUGGGUACACUCAGCCUCAGUACUAUUCACCAAGUCCCUACCCGGUUGACACUUCUAUGCAGAUGCCUAUGCCAACGUUGCAAAAUGCCUUUCAAGCGGUCGAUAAAGAUGGUAGUGGUUUUAUAGACGUAAAUGAACUGAAUCAAGCUCUUUCCUCAGCCGGUACGACAUUCAGUCUUGCUACAACGGAGAAGCUACUCAACAUGUUUAGCGGGGAGAGGCCGGGGGCUCUAAGCUUUGGUGAGUUUGAAGGGCUCUACGCAUUUGUUCAAGUCAUGUUUGCACGAUUUGUUCAACGUGAUAAAUCAAAAGAGGGACGCCUAGAUGGUAACGAGAUACGAAUGGCGCUGAUCGAGGGUGGCUAUCCACUUUCGGAGGAUACAUUUCAGGCGUUAAUGCGCAAGUUUGAUCGUAGUAGGAGCGGCUCCUUAGGAUUCGACGACUACAUCGAACUGUCCAUCUAUAUUUCCAAGGUACGUAGUGUUUUUAUGUUCUAUGAUCGGCAGCGUACAGGGGAAGUGGUCUUCAAUUUUGAUACCUUUGUGGCUGGAAGCCUUUCUACUCUUUAA